Molecule: messenger RNA, 1844 nt
Organism: Lingula anatina
Lineage: Eukaryota; Metazoa; Brachiopoda; Lingulata; Lingulida; Lingulidae
Product: co-chaperone protein HGH1 homolog
Source: RefSeq, a predicted model, not a curated record
AACACAUGGCUAAGGCAGUGGAGAAAUGUAAAUGUCUGGUUUUAUGUAUAUGACGUGUGAACGGUUUUAGAUGUUAAUCUCUGACAUACUGCAAAAUAUUUGUUAGGGCGUUGAAAACCAACUUGCAAGUUGCAGAAUCAAGUGAUUCAAACAAAUAUCUUGUGUCGGCUCUGAGCAUACAUGCACAACAGCCAUGAGCAGAAAGCAGUUAGAUGAGGUAAUACCCUUCCUGUCACACAAGUCAAGGGGGGAUGUAAAGGCAAUAGCCAUAGACUAUGUGACAGGUCUUACAGGGACAUCAGAAGGGAGAACUCUACUGUGUAGCCGAGACGUGUACUUGGAGGCAGUUGCAGGUUUACUGCAAGAUGACAUCCAAAGCAUAUCAAAACAGGCAUACAAAGCCCUGGUGAAUCUAACUGCAGAAGAUUUGGUGUGUCCGAAGCUGCUGUCUCUGAAGACAAAACCCAAUCUUCUUCAGGAGCUUAUGAAAUAUGUUUGUAAUCCUGAAAGUGAACUUGCUGACGAAGCAUGUAUGUUGUUAAGCAAUUUGUCCAGACCAUUAGAUUGUGCCAAGAAAAUGGUGGAAGUGAUUCAGAAGGAAAAGGAGACACUUGGGUUUGACAAACUAAUACAGGUCUUCUGUACUGAGGGAUACAACCCCAAAGCAAAACUACAUCAUCUGGGUCCAUUCCUGUGUAAUCUGACCCAGAUUCCCGAGGCUCGCCAGUUCAUUCUCAAUAAAGAUGGCUGUGUCAUCCAGAGACUGCUUCCAUACACGCAGUAUCCUGAGUCGGUAGUUAGACGCAGAGGAAUUGUAGCUACACUUAAAAAUUGCAGUUUUGAAACUGAUAAUCACCAGUGGUUGUUAAGUCCUCAAGUAGAUCUCCUCCCCCACCUUCUCCUCCCCCUGGCUGGUCCAGAGGAGUUUGAUGAGGAGGACAAUGACAAGUUACCAGUGGAGCUGCAGUACCUGGAACCCACCAAGACCAGAGAACCAGAGCCAGAUAUCAGGGUCAUGUUAAUAGAGGCUGUCCACCAGCUCUGUGCAACAAAAGAAGGCAGGGAGUACCUUAAAGACAAAAAUGCAUACAUCAUACUGCGGGAAUUACACAACUGUGAAAAGAAUGAAGCAGUUAUAGAAGCUUGUGAAGAUGUAGUAUCUAUACUGAUUGGUGAUGAGCCAGCACCAGAGCAUGCAAACCUCAAAGAAGUUGAAAUUCCAGCAGACAUUCAAGAAAAAUUGAAUAAAGCUAGCAGAGUUGCAAAGGAUGCAGGGGGAGAUGCAAAGGACGGCUAAUUUUUUAAAAUUUCUCUUGUAGGGAAGAGGAAUGUCUUUCCUUUCAACUCAAAGAAAUGGGUGCAUGCAGUGCAAUUUAAACAACUUUCUACAUGGGGCAUGCAGGUGAAAUGUGGAAAUGCAGAUGUUGGGAAAUAUUGACCCUCUGCAGGAGUUUAUUGAUAUCUUUCUUUACCCGAUACAUGCCACAGUAGCAUGAUCUAUUCACAGCAGAGUGAUCCAUUUAUUUGAUGCCUUAAAAAUAUAUCAAGUACGGAUUUUUUUCAGUGGUGCUCAAUUAAAAAACUUCUGUGUAUUUCUUUUGUUCAAAGUUUCAUAAGUCAAAGUCUGCAAACUUUAAUGGUUUUUAUACAGAGUAAUUAUUUAUUUAGGUCAACUAUAUAUAUUGAUUAUUAAAGAAAUUUUUCAAGUUUUGCAGUGAUCUUCUAACUGCAAGGUACACAUUUUGUGCCUGGCUUUGAGCAGAGGGGAACUGCAAACCAGUCUGAAGGGGAUGGAAGCAGUUUUAUAAAAAAUAACAAAUGCAACUGGCAGUUUUAUUAUAUUU